Molecule: messenger RNA, 1004 nt
Organism: Lotus japonicus
Lineage: Eukaryota; Viridiplantae; Streptophyta; Magnoliopsida; Fabales; Fabaceae
Exons: 3
Coding region: 109-573 (154 amino acids)
Molecular function (GO): zinc ion binding
Source: RefSeq, a predicted model, not a curated record
UGUGCUACCCAAAACUAUCGUAUAUAUUUGAAAUUGUGAGAAUUGAUCUGUAAUACAGGGGAUUCUGUUCCCAAUUGAACAGACGUUCUGAUCGGCUGGCUCUCAAUCAUGGCUUCCUCUUCUUCUUCUUCUUCUUCUUCUUCUUCUUCUUGUCCGCAGCCGCAGGAAGAAGCUGAUUACGGCUCUGAAUCUGGUUGGGUCGAUGCUCGAACUUGUUGCGAUCACCUCGCCUCCUUAUCACUCGAUCUUACCCAUAUUCCAAUCCCCAACACUCCCUGCAACAGGUGCCAACAUCCGACUGAAAACUGGUUGUGUUUGUCAUGCAAGGACGUGCUCUGUAGCCGCUUUGUCAACAAGCAUAUGCUCCACCAUUUUCAGGACACAAAUCAUUCUGUGGCCCUCAGUUUCAGUGAUCUCUCAGUCUGGUGUUUCUCUUGUGACGCUUACUUGGAUGCUCAACUUAUUGCACAACUGCGUCCUGUUUAUCAACUUGCCUACCUGUUGAAAUUUGGCGAGCCCCCGCCAUUGCGACCAACUCAACUUCCUUCUAUUCAAACUUCAUCUGGAAUUUGAGCUUUACAGUAGUCCAUGGCAAAUUUGCUUAUCAUUUAGUUUUGGAGAGCAUCUACAAACUAUAUUCUGCGACUUUGGAUCUUUUUAAUUCCUGCAUUUGGAUGAGCCAUUUUAAGGGAAAUAUACCUUCUUAUUUGCAUCAGUAUCUUCUACAAUGCUUUGUUUAGGGCAUUUAAUAGAACAUGGGAGAGACUUUGGUAUCUUUUAAUCUCGAGUAUAUUUUAUACACUGUAGUCUUGUUUGUGGAGUUUGUGACUUCUACCUAUAAUAAGGAAGUUAAAAUUACAUAUGGGUGAUUUUGGGUUCCUUCCCCACCCCCUUUCUGCUUGCUCUUUUGCUGCCUUACCUUGGUGAUCUUAGAACACCACAAUUCAGUUGCAAAUCGGAUUCUGUGUUAUGAAUUACUGAGAUAAUGCAGUUGUUAUGAUUCA